UAACUUUGUGUGUAUAUAUAUGCUUUAUGAUUUGGUUUGUGUGUGAUUUAAAACCUAAACAUUUAAGGCCAUGGGAUCGAUGAAGAUCAGUAAGAAGGCUUGGCUAUUCGUAUCGUGUGUCGCUCUGCUCAUUUUACUAGCAGGAGGUGAAACUAUCUCGUCCGAAGAGAAGCCUAUGCAGGGAAGGUGCACUUACAUCAUAACAGUCCAAACGUCGUGCACAAACGGCGCCGAAACCUCCAGUCCCGUCAGCCUGAGGUUCGGUGAUGCUAACUCCACUGACAUCCUCAUCCGCCGCCUGAAUACCAAGCAUGCUAAACAGCUCGACCCGCUCCAACCUGAUCACCACCGUCCACUCGAGGACGAUGCUGAUCCCAUUCCCGUAAAGCUGUUCCAGGCAUGCUCGGUUGACGAGUUUCAAGUUGCCAGCGGAUGUGUGGAAUCACCUAUAUGUUACCUCUACCUUAAGCUCGUCGGAGCUGAUGACUGGAGGCCGGGAUCUGCACGAGUGGACGUGAUCGAGAGGGCGGGCCUCAGCUCCCAGCAGUUCCGCUUCCGGCGGUUCCUGCCCCGACGGGCCUGGCACGGGUCGGAUCUCUGUGGCGGGGAGUUAACCCCUUUUGGAGUCAAGCGCCAGGGCAAGGAGGCCGUCAAGAAGCUGGUUAUUUGAACCUUUUUGUCUUGUAUAGAAAAUGUUAGUACAAUUUAUCCGGCUAACUGAAAAGAUAACAUUCCAAUCUGUUUACCAAAAACAAAUAGUGUUUUUUUUAA
This is a messenger RNA of Punica granatum (pomegranate), 771 nucleotides long. NCBI's taxonomy places the organism in Eukaryota, Viridiplantae, Streptophyta, Magnoliopsida, Myrtales, Lythraceae. The record is from RefSeq and is a predicted model, not a curated record.